Xyrauchen texanus (razorback sucker) is the source of this 2346-nucleotide messenger RNA. RefSeq names its product polymeric immunoglobulin receptor-like. The transcript has 8 exons. The record is from RefSeq and is a predicted model, not a curated record. NCBI's taxonomy places the organism in Eukaryota, Metazoa, Chordata, Actinopteri, Cypriniformes, Catostomidae. The coding region runs from base 98 to 1486 and encodes 462 amino acids.
AGUGGAAGAGGUAGCAAGCGUUUAUUUCACACACUGAGAGCUUGUGAACUGUGUAAAGGUGAUAAAGAAGGACUGAAUCUACAAAUAACAGAGAAGAAUGAACAUCAUCUUGACUUUCGCUCUGCUGAUGAUUCCUGGUGCAGUGACCUCCAUCAGUGUGACAGGAUAUUCGGAGGGUGGAGUCAUCAUCACAUGCAAAUAUGAGAUGCAAUAUAGAACAAAUGUGAAGUAUUUUUGUAGAUGGCAGUGGUCAAGGUGCUCUGACCUCAUCAGGGUUGAUAUUAAAGAUGAAUGGACACAGCUAGGAAGAUUUUUUCUGUAUGACAGCACUAGAGCAGCAGUCUUCACAGUGAUCAUCAGAGAUCUGAAUGAACAGGAUUCUGGAACAUACUAUUGUGGAUUUUAUACACCGCUUCAUCUAUAUUCAUACACAGAAGUGAAUCUGAACGUUAGAGAAGGUGUUCAAAGAAAGACUAUAACAGGAUAUUCAGGAGGAAACAUCCUUAUAAACUCCAAAUAUGAGAAGGAACACAAGAACAGUCUGAAAUAUGUCUGUAAAACAACAACACAACCAUGUUUUGAUCUGAUAUACAGUAAGAAUAUACCAGAAUGGAGUCGCAAUGACAGCCUGUCUAUUCAUGAUGACACAACUGCAGGUCUCCUGAGAGUGUUUUUCAGAGAACUGAAUGUGGAAGAUUCUGGAAAAUAUCUCAUUAUAUUUCUGGUUUCUGAGGAAUAUAGAGUCUUCUCUGAACUGAACCUGGAUGUUAAAGAGGAUGAUUGUUGUGAGAAGGUCGUCAGUUUAUCAGCUCCUUCAGGAGAAUCUGUGAACAUCAGCUGCAGAUAUCCACAAUCUCACAUCAGUGACAGCAAGUUUUUCUGCCGAAUAUCUGGAGCUGGUACAUGUGCUAAUGAGACACAAGAGAGACAGUUGCAGCUGUAUGAUGACAGAGAAGAUCAUCUCCUGACUGUAACCAUCAGUAAUGUGACUGAUUCAGCAGAAUACUGGUGUGGAGUUCAAUCUCCUCAAUACAAGAUCUUCAUCACGCGAGUCCAGCUCACGGUUACCGUGCCUCCGUUGAAGAGAUUAUCAUCAGACUCGUCUCUGAUCAUCAUUCUGUCUGUUGUUCUGGUUCUGAUCUUCAUUGGACUUUUAUUACUGAUCGUGACUCUUUAUAAGAGGCAUCCGACUCGAGGUGCUGAUUCCUCACGCCAAAGAGAAAAUGAAACGGUUACUCCGACAGCUUGUGAUUACGAGGAGAUUAAAGACCUCAGACUUCACGAUGAUUCAGAUACAGGAAGAUCUGCUGAAUGCAAUACUGCACAAAUACUCACAAACACUUCUGAUAAUGCUCUUUACUCUACAGAUACACUGAACUACGCAGUGGUGAACUUUCAGAAGAAAUCUGAUGGUGUUGAUCGGAUCAGUUUUAGUAAUAAUCAGGAUUACAGUGAAUAUGCAACAGUCAAUAAGGCCGCAGUUUGAGGACACCACAACAGAAAAUGUUUGUUAUAGAUUCUCAUUGAAAAGGACAAACAGGUGGACAUUGUGUAUUAUUGUAAAUAUUUAUCUGUAUUGAAAAUAUAAAGUUCUUUUAAAUGUUUGCUAAGUUCACAAUGGCAUGCCGCUAUACUCUUCUGUCCUUACCAACAUCGAGAAUUCAUGGCAAACUUGCCGCAAUUCGCCACUGAUCAUUUUGACAUGCAAAUGAGCUUUGAGGUAAACUUGCGGUAAAUUGUCGAUUAUCACCUAAAGUUUGCCGGAGCUUCACCGCUACAGGUGAAGAACUGCAAUCUUGUGGAUAACAUUUGCGGUGAACCACAAGCUCAUUUGCACAUGAAAGUAACGAGCAGUAAAUGUGUGGCAAGUCUGUGGCAAGUUUAGUUUUUUUUGUAAGCUGUGGCUGAAAUAGGGGGCAGCUGUGGUUCAGGUGGUAGAGCGGGUCGGCCGCUAAUCGCAGGGUUGGCGGUUCGAUUCCUGGCCCACAUGACUCCACAUGCCGAAGUGUCCUUGGGCAAGACACUGAACCCCAAGUUGCUCCCAAUGGCAGACUAACACCUUACAUGCAGCUCUGCCGCCAUUGGUGUGUGAAUGUGUGAAUGAGAUACAGUGUAAAGCGCUUUGAAUACCGCUAAGGUUAGCAAGGCGCUAUAUAAGUGCAGACCAUUUACCAUGAAUAGCAGAGUUGUACAUUAGCAAUGUUUUGUAAGUUACUCAAAAAAGUAAUCCACUACAAAUUGCUAAAUGCUCCUCUAAAAUUGUAAUCUGAUUAUUUCACUGAUUACUUUGUUGAAAUUUUUUUUUCUCAAAUAAAAAUUAAGUUUUUCAUUGUUGCAUAAAAUUCA